Messenger RNA from Rhea pennata, 3446 nucleotides. It is a transcript of the gene SCIN, whose product is annotated as scinderin. Gene Ontology annotation, biological process: central nervous system development; actin filament severing; barbed-end actin filament capping. Gene Ontology annotation, molecular function: phosphatidylinositol-4,5-bisphosphate binding; actin filament binding. The record is from RefSeq and is a predicted model, not a curated record. Bases 1 to 2154 code for a protein of 717 amino acids. Lineage: Eukaryota; Metazoa; Chordata; Aves; Rheiformes; Rheidae. The transcript has 16 exons. Gene Ontology annotation, cellular component: actin cytoskeleton; cytoplasm.
AUGUCCCCGGCGCUGUACCACAAGGAGUUCGCGCGGGCCGGGCAGCAGAGCGGGCUCCAGGUGUGGCGCAUCGAGCGGCUGGACCUGGUGCCGGUGCCCCCCGGCUGCCACGGCGACUUCUUCGUGGGCGACGCGUACCUGGUGCUGCUGACCGCCCGCCGCGGCAACGCCGUCACCUACCGCCUCCACUACUGGCUCGGGAAAGAAUGUACCCAAGAUGAAAGCACAGCUGUGGCUAUCUUUGCUGUUCAGAUGGAUGAUUACUUAGGAGGAAAGCCUGUACAGAGCAGAGAAAUUCAAGGAUAUGAGUCUACUGAAUUUGUGGGAUAUUUCAAAGGAGGAAUUAAGUACAAGACAGGAGGUGUUGCCUCUGGAUUUAAGCAUGUUAUUACUAAUGAUCUGAGGGCACAGAGGCUUCUGCAUAUCAAGGGCCGGAGAGUAGUACGAGCCACUGAAGUUCCCCUUGCUUGGACCAGCUUCAACAAAGGAGAUUGCUUCAUUAUUGACCUUGGAACUGAAAUCUAUCAGUGGUGUGGCUCAGCAUGCAAUAAAUAUGAGCGUCUGAAGGCUACUCAGGUUGCUGUUGGCAUUCGGGACAAUGAGCGGAAUGGAAGGUCACAGUUAAUUCCUGUGGAAGAAGGAAGCGAACCAGACCGACUUAUAGAGGUUUUAGGAAACAAGCCAGAGCUUCCUGAAAGUGGUGGUGAUGAUGAUGAGACAGCUGAUAUUAUGAACAGGAGAAGUGCUAAAUUGUAUAUGGUGUCAGAUGCAAGUGGAUCCAUGAAGGUGUCAGUGGUAGCAGAGGAAAACCCCUUCUCCAUGUCUAUGCUUUUGUCUGAAGAGUGCUUCAUUUUGGACCAUGGCGCUGCAAGAAAGAUCUUUGUGUGGAAAGGCAAAGAUGCUAACCCACAAGAGAGAAAGGCAGCCAUGAAGAAUGCUGAAGAGUUCAUACAGCAGAUGAAUUAUCCUGCCAACACGCAGAUUCAAGUUCUUCCAGAAGGAGGUGAAACACCAAUCUUCAAACAGUUUUUCAAAGACUGGAAGGAUAAAGAUCAAAGUGAUGGCUUUGGAAAAGUUUAUGUCACAGAGAGAGUGGCUAAAAUUGAGCAGAUUGAAUUUGAUGCUACCAAGUUACAUGAGUCUCCACAGAUGGCCGCCAAACAUAAUAUGGUAGAUGAUGGUUCAGGGAAAGUAGAGAUCUGGCGCGUGGAAGACACCGGCAGGGUUCCUGUAGAGCCUGAGACAUAUGGGCAGUUCUAUGGGGGUGACUGCUACAUUAUCCUCUAUACUUACCCUAAAGGGCAGAUCAUCUACACGUGGCAAGGAGCUCAGACUACAAAAGAUGAACUGGCUGCAUCUGCAUUUCUAACUGUUCAGCUUGAUCGGUUAUUGAAUGGUCAGGCUGUGCAGAUCCGAGUCAGCCAAGGCAAAGAGCCUGCACAUUUAUUGAGCUUGUUCAAAAAUAAACCACUCGUUAUCUACAAGGAUGGGACAUCAAAGAAGGAAGGUCAGAAACCAGCUCCCCCAACACGACUUUUCCAGAUCCGCAGGAACCUGACAUCCACCACCAGGAUUGCGGAGGUUGAUGUUGAUGCAGUGUCACUGAACUCCAAUGAUGUCUUUGUUCUGAAACUGCCAAACAACUCUGGCUACACCUGGGUAGGAAAAGGAGCAAACAAAGAAGAGGAACAAGGAGCUCAAUACAUUGCCAGUGUUCUUAAAUGCCAGACUGCUAAGAUUAAUGAAGGCCAGGAACCGGAGGAAUUCUGGAAGACACUUGGAGGUAAAAAAACAUACCAGACCUCUUCACAACUCUUGACAAAGGCUGAAGAUCAUCCACCUCGUCUAUAUGGCUGCUCUAAUAAGACUGGCAGAUUUGUUAUUGAGGAAGUCCCAGGGGAAUUCACUCAGGAUGAUUUGGCUGAAGAUGAUGUCAUGUUGCUGGAUGCUUGGGAACAGGUUUUCAUCUGGAUUGGAAAAGAUGCUAAUGAAACUGAGCGACAAGAAUCUGUUAAAUCUGCCAAGCGCUAUAUUGAAACAGAUCCUUCUGGAAGAGAUAAGGGGACGCCCCUUGUCAUAGUGAAGCAAGGCUACGAACCCCCUACGUUCACAGGCUGGUUCCUGGCCUGGGAUUCGAACAAAUGGAAAAACUGAUCUAUCCAAGAAUGCCUCCGCUUCAAGCCAAAGAAUGAUCAGAGCACAGCUAGUUUCUAGUAUUUUUAAGCAUGAGCUUAUGCAACACUGUGGCGCAUCUGUUGUUACUCUUUCCCCAGCUUUCAUAUAUUUCUAUGAAUAACCUAGAAAUUCUCAGUACUGGGAAGGCUAAAUCGUAAUAGUAAACGUGUCAAAUGGGGUGAGUAGGGCUUUCUGUGUAGCAAAUACGCAAAGAACCACCAAUACUUCGGUUAAUUCAUGAGUUCUUGAAACAAAUACUUUAGAUCAUUUUAUUUUAAUUUUUAUGUGCUAAACUGGAAGUGUGCCUUCAUUUAAAAAAUCCAAACUAAUGCCAAAGAAAUUAGUUUAGAUUAAGGUCAGCAUACUUUUGCACAGAAAUUGGCCCAAUGAAGUACUAGUUCUACAUCUUUUGCAAGGGCAGGACUGACCCAUGACUGACUUGAUAGACCAAAAUAUUCACGCUCACUCACAUAAAAUUUCAAAAGAGGCUUGAUCCAGAGUGAGAGCUUUGUCUUGCAGGAGGCAAAUUUGGGUAUUUUGAAAAAGCUACGUUUAUUGUGUUUGUUUGCUGUACUUGGUCUACUAAGUAGAGGCAUUUUGAGCUUAGAUUGCAAGAAUUAUAUUGCAAUUGUAUGACUGCAAGAAUAUGGCAUCAACAAAGGCUUUUGCGAGAGACUGCAGCAAUGAUUUUCUUUAGAUUUCUGAGUGUGAACCAGUCUCCAGCUCCAGCCCUCUUAACCACAGCUCUUAAACAUAUACUAAUCCGCUACUGAUUUUAAACAGUAGCAGAAGUAACACCUCUUAAAAUGCUUACUCUGCCUUCCUUGUACUGCAAUGAAGCUCUGCUUUGUCUCGGUUGCCUUACUCUGCAGUGCUCAGUUCUUUUCCAGUGUAUAGAUUGCUCAUAUUGUCAGCACAGGAUCUGUUUCUACUCAUUUUCUAUAUAGGUCUUGGACAUAUAUCAAGAACCUCAAGCCCUUUCUGUUUCAGCAGCAUUCUACAUCCUGGGAAUCUGGAGUCUAAUUACACACUAUAGAAUAUUGCCCUCUCUUUCUCUCAGACACAGUUAUUUUGGAUAUUUUUAUUCUGGUGAAUCUAAGAGUAGACUUUCAAACUGUUUGUUAUUGUAGUUUAGCCACACAAGUCUCCUUAAAGGCAGUGGGGAAAAUUCUACUUUGAAUCUUUAACAUUGCUUUGAACACUCAUCCCAUAAUGCUUGUUUUAGAAAGCAAUUUGUACAGCUGUCAAUCAUGUUAAUGUGGCUUUUUAAU